Tachysurus fulvidraco (yellow catfish) is the source of this 2293-nucleotide messenger RNA. RefSeq names its product myocyte enhancer factor 2b (gene mef2b). The record is from RefSeq and is a predicted model, not a curated record. Gene Ontology annotation, biological process: positive regulation of transcription by RNA polymerase II. Lineage: Eukaryota; Metazoa; Chordata; Actinopteri; Siluriformes; Bagridae. The coding region runs from base 149 to 1312 and encodes 387 amino acids. Gene Ontology annotation, molecular function: RNA polymerase II cis-regulatory region sequence-specific DNA binding; protein dimerization activity; DNA-binding transcription factor activity, RNA polymerase II-specific. The transcript is spliced from 9 exons.
CUAUGGUGAUAUCUCUUUAAAGCAGAUGCUAGUGUAUUAACAGCUGGAGGAUGAAACAUAGUAAAGCAUCGCGAAGACACAAAGCUGCUGACGAUCUUGUGCUGUUCAUCAUUUCAACAUCAGAACCAUUCUUGGGGAAAAAAACAUCAUGGGACGAAAGAAAAUACAGAUCUCACGGAUUCUUGACCAACGAAACCGUCAGGUGACGUUCACCAAGCGCAAGUUUGGCCUGAUGAAAAAGGCCUACGAGCUGAGUGUGCUGUGUGACUGUGAAAUUGCUCUCAUCAUCUUCAAUAGCACCAAUCGUCUCUUCCAGUACGCCAGCACUGACAUGGAUAAAGUGCUCCUCAAAUACACCGAGUACAGCGAGCCUCACGAGAGCCGUACAAACAAUGACAUACUAGAGACCUUACGUAGGAAAGGGCUGGGCCUGGACGCCACUGAGCUUGAUCAAGAAGACAGCAUGCAGACAGGCCAAGAGAAAUAUCUGCUGAAUGAUGGCAUGGAUCUGUCCAUCUCCAGACAACGCUAUUAUGCUCCGUCUAUCCUUCCUUCAGAAGCUCAGAUGCUAAUGGGUGUUGGCUGUGAGAACGGUUACCCAUCGAACACGAAUCUGGGAGCAAACCGAGCUUCAUCCUUCAAACCUCUGAGCUCCAGGCCUGGUUCUGUCGGUCCUGCUGGAGCCAACACACCUUCUGCUCUCAUGGGAACACAUUCAGGCUUUGGCUACUCGAUGUUUUCCCAUGGCAACCUGAGCCGAGCACUGGAUAUGAAGACUCCUCCUCCACUGAGUUUGACCAACGAUGGGCGGCGUGUGGAGGUCCACCCGGGAGUGGGUGUAGCCCGCAGCAAUCUGACCAACGCAAGAGCAUUGUACCAAAGCAUGCACUCUGGAGGCCACAUGAGUCCAAUGGGGAAGCCUUGGAAUUAUGGGACUUCAGAGUUUUGCCACCCAGGAUAUGCAGUGGGUUUUCAACGCAGUUCUGCAAACACCUGGCAGCCGCCCACACAGCACGAACCACAGCCGUCUGUGAUUAACACAGGGAUGUCUACAGGUGGAAGCUGCUCUUACUCUUCCCAAGGCUCUUCCCCGUCAUCCCCACCACUGUCCUCCCUUAACCGCCACAUCAAAUCAGAGCGUGCAUCUCCUGAACACACGCUCUCCCCAGUCACACCUUCUUCCCAUCAUUCACCAGCAGGUGGUCCUGAGAGGAUGAGCCAGCCGCAGCCAGGGUCGUACAUGGCCAUGGACAGGGAGGAGAGUGGCCUGACAUUGAAGCACAUGGAAGGCGAUGAUGGCUGGCAGAGAUAAUGGCACUGUGCACACAGCUGGCCUUGUAUUAGUUGUAAUGCACGCCCAGCUUUGAUAAUCAAAAUACAUCUAUAAUACAUUGUUAAUGCAACAGUGUUUCCAGUUUCCUUUCAGAAAUGCAACUUGAGACUGAUUAACACAUUGUAUUUUGAUAUGAAAAUGGCCUUGAUUCAUAACAGGGUUAUGAACAGUUGCGUCAUAAGAGAGUCCAAAAAUAGUGCAGAAUUUUGUCCUUCUUACAUUAAAUGCUCCAGUAGUUACAAUGCUGUAUUUUUUGUUUGUUUGUUUUUUCAUUCAUUUUUGGUUUAAAAUAAUUUGAAACUCACAUCUUCCUAAAGCUGCUCUUGUCAAAUAAUUAAAAAAUGAAGGAAAAAAAACUCUCAGGGACUCCUGAAAACAUUUUUUUAUCAAUUUGUACUGCAGCUUGAGGACUGCAGCAUGUCAUAUGACUUUAUUAUUAUUAUUAUUUUUUUUUUUUGGUUGGUUGGUUGGUUUUUUCCUCUCUUUUAUUGGAUGGUCAAGAAAAUUUUAAAAUUAGUUGAAAUAUGACACUGAUAACAUAUCAGCAUCUACACAGCUUUAUGAUAUGCAAGUCACAAAGAUAUUUUCUUAUGUUUUUUUUUAUGGCACUGUACAUAUAUUUAGCAAAAAUGAAUAUAAAUGGACUGAAUUUCAAUAUCCAACCGGUUUAUAACUGUGCAUUGUCUAAGGCUAGUUUCUUUUCUUUUAUGAUAAAAUUCUGUUUAAAAAAAUUUACUUUAUAUAAUAAUAGAAGUAUUUUUAUUUUUUUCCCCUCCUUCUUGCUCACCUUUUUAUGGAUUUUCAGUAAGUUUGUUUCAGUCUAUGAAGAUUUAGGACCAGAUUUUUAUUACUGUUCAGGCUGUUCACUGUAUUUACCACAAGAGGGCAGCAGAUAUCAGCUACUGACGUUUUAGUUCACGUCCUUGUGUUUUUUGUUUCCAUUAAACCUUUGUUUCUGCG